UCAUAUCUAUUUCAAGACAAACACCACCCCAUUCACAUCUCAUCUAGCUCCACAUUGAAAUCAGAAAUGAUAGAGGAAAGAAGAGGAGCUCCCUAUGGAAUACUACUCGCCGUCGUGGUGGUGGUGUUGAUCGGAAUCCCUAUGUUCCUAGGCGACGGAGGUGAAGCAGUGACGGAGUUCAUAGCAGAGCUUCUCAGCCCAUUAGGUCUCUUACUCCUUCCCAUCGUCCUCCUGUUACUCAUUCAAUAUCUCUCCUCCGAUUCUGGAUCUUUCGUCUCCAACAUCUUCUCCACCGGUGAACCUAACUCUAUCCACCGUGCCAGUGGAUCUCCGGUCGGCGUCGGACUUGUCCUUCUCCUCGUACUCUUCCUUCUUUACAACAAGUUCUCCAUCUUCGGCGGCGAUGAAGAUUCCGACGAGUAGCUCUUGUUUGCUACUCCUCAGUUUACUUGGAUCUCAUCAUUUUGUUGUUAUUUAGUUUACACGUAUAUGUAUAGAAGUAUAUUCACUAUAUUGUAUUUGUCAUUUUGCAUCUGUUUGACAGGAAUACCCAUGAUCUUUGGGGUGAUUUUCGGAUAUUUUGUAGAUGACGUUGGGGGUAAUAUAGUCAUUGUUGAUUUUCAAUUUUCA
Molecule: messenger RNA, 630 nt
Organism: Lactuca sativa (garden lettuce)
Lineage: Eukaryota; Viridiplantae; Streptophyta; Magnoliopsida; Asterales; Asteraceae
Source: RefSeq, a predicted model, not a curated record